AUGUCGAAAACAAAUACUGAGAAGAUAGCUGGAUUGGAGGCAGGUGUUGCAGCCCUGGAGCAGGAUCUAACCAAGAUUCGAGAGGAAGCUGAUUUCGCCAGGAAGGAGAAUGCUGCACAAUUCACAGAACUCAUGCAAGCUAUCAACAACUUGGCAAAAACUGUCAAGGGGAAGAGCAGUCAAGAUGAGGAGAUGGAUAAGGUAGAAACUGAAUUUGAGCUCGAGUUUGGGUCCUUCAAAAAGGGACCUAAGGAAUAUAAGAACAAGGGUGGGGGUCGACAAAUGGGAGAAUUUCGGAAGCUUAAGGCUCCUAUUUUUGAAGGGGAAGACGCGUUUGGAUGGAUUUACAAGGUGAAGCGUUUCUUUGAGAUCCAAGACAUUGGCGUACGAGAUCGUUUGAAGGCAGCAACGAUUUGCUUGGACGGUAAGGCAUUGGCUUGGUUUCGCUGGAGUCAAGCAAGGAACCCGUUCCGUUCUUGGGAGGAAUUAAAAGAACGGCUGUUGGAGCGAUUCCAGUUAACCGGUGAAGGCAACCUCUAUCAUCAAUUUCUCGCCAUCCGAUAG
Lactuca virosa is the source of this 564-nucleotide messenger RNA. The record is from the annotation of a GenBank genome assembly. Lineage: Eukaryota; Viridiplantae; Streptophyta; Magnoliopsida; Asterales; Asteraceae.